Molecule: messenger RNA, 7807 nt
Organism: Corythoichthys intestinalis (scribbled pipefish)
Lineage: Eukaryota; Metazoa; Chordata; Actinopteri; Syngnathiformes; Syngnathidae
Product: A disintegrin and metalloproteinase with thrombospondin motifs 7
Exons: 24
Coding region: 365-5647 (1760 amino acids)
Biological process (GO): extracellular matrix organization; proteolysis
Cellular component (GO): extracellular matrix
Molecular function (GO): metalloendopeptidase activity
Source: RefSeq, a predicted model, not a curated record
UCCGAUUACGCGGAGUCCCCUUUAAACGCCUUGCAGUAGCUGAAGAGAAAACCUAUUGUCUUGGUUCCACCCAUCUGUGGGGGUGGUUCGGCAGCAGAACUUUGCAAAGUUUUCAAGCUGUCACAAGCUGUCGGAGAGGCGGAUGGAGGCUCAGGCGUUUCUUAGCAAAGGCGAAGGCCAACAAACAAGUCACACACGAGGAAUGUUUCAAAAGUAGAAGAUAAAGAUGAAGCUCGAAUUACAACAAGUCAUUUAAAGUGCAGCUGUGCGCCUACACUGCAUGUGGCCACGAUGCAGCUUGUUUGAAUUGUCAUGCGGCAACGUGUUUGAGAAGUACGGUAAUAAAUGAAUGUAAACAGCCAAAAUGACCCGUUUGGACUGCAGGCUUCACGCUGGACAUGGAACUUCCCCCAUUUGUUUCUUCUUGAUACUUCUGAACGUGCUGGACCACUCCAAGUCUGGGCUGGGAUUACCACGACAGUCAGAAAGAUUCCUCCAAGACCUUCCACCCUAUGAAGUGGUUCACCCCACUAGAGUGAAUGCCAGAGGUCACUUCCUGUCCAACUUUCUGUCUCAUCGUGCUCACCACAUACAGCGUCGCUAUGCCUCAGAGGAAUCAGUUGACCCAGGAAGAGUCUUCUAUCAGUUGUGGCAUGGCGGCCGAAAUUUGCGCUUUAAUUUGACUCUCAACCCACACCUGCUGGCCCCAGGUUACCUGACAGAGAGCCGAUAUGGUGGUCUUAAAGGGGGGAAGAUACGUCCCCUUGAAUCCAACCAGUGUUAUUUCCUUGGUGAAGUGUGGGAUGGGCCGGCUGUCAAAGGGACUGCAGCAAUAAGUACCUGUGAUGGAUUGACAGGAUUGUUCAAGUUUUCAAAUGAAGAAUUCUUCAUUCAGCCUCUGGAAAAGUCGUAUGAUGAGCCUUCAGCACCACAAGCCCACGCGAUCUUCAAGCGCCAUGCUCCCUUCCCGUCAUGGAGUCCACUUGUGCAGCCCAUUUCAGGAAGACAAGUGGUCAACGGUUCCUGUGGGGUCAAAAAUUCCCAUCAGAGGUUGGAAGAAAUUGAGAGAAACAGGGAACGCUGGGAGCAGCGGCAGAACAGGAGGAAGAAGAGGAUCCAUCAACGCUCCAUCAGCAAAGAAAAGUGGGUGGAAACCCUGGUGGUGGCUGACCCUAAAAUGGUGGAAUACCACAGCAGCAAAGGUGUUGAAAACUACAUACUUGCUGUUAUGAACAUUGUAGCAGGUCUUUUUCAAGAUCCAAGUAUCGGAAACGCUAUUAACAUUGUCGUGGUUCGACUUAUCCUGCUGGAGCAAGAUGAGGAAGACUUAAAGAUUACACACCAUGCCGACAACAGCUUGAAUAGCUUCUGCAAAUGGCAAAAACGACUCAACAUGAAGGGGGACGAACAUCCUCUUCACCACGAUGUAGCCGUUCUCCUCACCAGGAAGGACAUCUGUGCAUCCAUAAAUAUGCCUUGUGAAACGCUUGGUUUGUCCCAUGUGGUGGGGAUGUGUCAAUCACAUCGCAGCUGCAGCAUAAAUGAAGACACCGGCCUCCCAUUGGCGUUCACUGUUGCACAUGAGCUUGGACACAAUUUUGGAAUUCAGCAUGAUGGCAACGGAAAUGACUGUGAACCCAUUGGGAAAAAACCUUUCAUCAUGUCUCCGCAGCUGCUUUAUGGCACCUUACUACCCAGAUGGUCCCGAUGCAGUCGUCAAUAUAUUACGCGCUUCCUUGAUCGUGGCUGGGGUUGGUGCCUUGAUGAUGCUCCUGCGAAGGAAACUAUUUCACAAGGCUUGCUGCUUCCCGGGGUUUUGUACAGUGCUGCCCAUCAAUGCCGGUUGCAGUAUGGAUCUGGAUCCCUGCUGUGUGAUGACAUGGAUAAUGUGUGCAGCACACUUUGGUGUACUGUGGGCGCAACGUGCCACUCCAAACUGGACGGGGCUGUCGAUGGGACCAGUUGUGGCCAAGAUAAAUGGUGUUUCAGUGGACAGUGUGUCACAGCUGGACAUUACCCAGACAGUGUCAACGGGGGCUGGGGUACCUGGAGUGAGUGGUCUGCCUGUUCUAGGUCGUGUGGGGCUGGAAUUGAGAGUGCGCAGCGGGACUGUGACGACCCAGUUCCGAGGAACAGAGGGAAGUACUGCCUGGGAGAAAGACGGCGGUAUCGCAUCUGCAACACAACACCUUGUCCAAACAACGUCCCCAGUUUUCGAGAUAUCCAGUGCAGUCACUUCAAUGGUGCACUCUAUAAGGGCAAAUUCUACAAGUGGGUGGCGGUGAUCAGCAGGGUCAGUCCUUGUGAACUCCACUGCCGCCCGCUGAAUGAACAUUUCUCUGAAAAGAUGCGUGAUGCUGUCGCUGAUGGCACUCCGUGCUUUGAAGGCAACAAAAGCCGAGAUAUGUGCAUCAACGGCAUCUGUAAGACUGUCGGCUGUGACUACGUGAUUGAGUCAAACGCCGUGGAGGAUCGCUGUGGAGUGUGUCUUGGUAACGGCUCCACCUGUGCAACUGUGAGGAAAACAUUCGAGGAGAGUGAGGGACUUGGUUAUGUGGACAUUGGACUGAUCCCAGAGGGAUCAUGGGACAUCAGGAUUGAAGAGAUGGGUGAAGCGGGAAAUUUCCUAGCGCUCCGAGGUGACGGUCCAAACAAGUAUUAUCUGAAUGGUGGCUGGACUAUACAAUGGAAUGGCGAGUACAAAGCAGCUGGAGCCGUAUUUACCUACGAACGGACAGGACAUCUGGAAAACCUUACGUCACCUGGGCCUACUUUGGAGCCACUGUGGAUUCAGCUUCUCUUUCAAGAGGCAAAUCCAGGGGUCCGGUAUGAAUACACAAUUAGUCAAAGUGUUUCUGAAGACAAUGACACCCUGGCCUCAGUGUUCUUCUGGAAGUACGGUUCAUGGACUGAAUGUAGUGCCACCUGUGGAGCAGGUGUUAGGAGGCAGAUUUUUCACUGUGUCGAAAGAACAAACGGGAUAGUGGACGAGUCAUUUUGUGACCCUUUCAACCGACCAGAUGACAAUCAAACCAAUUGUAAUAAAGAGCCUUGUCCAGCCAUGUGGUGGGUCGGUGAGUGGCAGAAAUGCUCAGCGAGCUGCGGCAGCCUCGGUGUGGCUAGACGGACAGUGUUGUGCAUACAACCCAUCAGCAUGGAUGAUCAGAAAGCUUUACAGCCCAGCCAAUGUGAACAUAUCCCAAAACCUGAAACAGCAUUGUCCUGCAACACACACAUUCCAUGUCCAGCAGAUUGGACCACUGGCAGUUGGUCAAAGUGUUCACUAACAUGUGGAGGAGGAGUACAACGGCGUACUGUUACCUGCUCCAGAAACACUGGGGUGGACUGCGACAUACAUAACAAGCCUGACAGUAUUAGUAUUUGUUCAAUCCAGGAGUGUCCACGGGUUUUGGAUAAUUUUGGUGAUUUUGACUGGUCUGGAAGUGGAUGGACAAGCAAAGACUUGUUUAAUGAAAUUAAAUCCAUACCUGUGGCCAAACCAUCUCAAAAGUACAGUCCCACCAAAGUGCAAGCAAAAAUGAAUGAUCCAAAUAACUUGAAUGAUAUUUUCGAAGACUUUCAUUAUCACAAUAAGAUAGAAAGUGAAGAAAAUGUUCUUCAAGUGGAUGAUUUUUACUACGACUACAACUUUAUCAACUUUCAUGAAGACUUAUCAAAUGAGAGUGGUGAAAUAGAUUCAGGGAACAGUCAAAUGAAAGAUGUUGUGCUAGACAAAGAGCCAACUGGCAGUGUGGAGAACGCCAGUAAUUCUUCGAGGCUUUCAAAAUCACAGAGCACUGACAAAGAUAACCUGAAGGACAUUGCAACCCCUGCAAAAGAAGAAUCCACUGAAAAGAAAUCUGUAAAUUUUGACGCCGACCUUAUUGAGGAUUACCUUCUGCCUGUGUCCAGCACUAAGUCACCAGCGCAUUCAUCGGGAAAACAUGGAUACCAUGAUCCCCUGCUGUCUGAAAAAAAUAAGACAAGAGCUUCUCUGGAUGACACUAUCGGGGAGCCUGCACAAAGUGAAAAUGUAGGACAAGAUGAAGAGACUGACCACAAUUUCACACAGGAGGAAAGUCACACUGAGGAAAUCACAGUAAAUCCAUCACAUGCUGCUUCAAUGGCUGGAAUUCAAGCUGAAGAUGAGUUACAGUCGCAAAACUACACCACACGAGUGAUCUCUGCUCUUGAGGCUUUAAGCACCAAGGUGCCAAGAACUGGAGGAGAUCAAAUACAGUCAGAAUUAUAUCUUACCCAAAUUAUUAAUGAAUCUGCAUUUUCACCUGACCUUAGACUGGAAAACCUGCAUCUGACUCAUCUCAAUACAGACAUGGUUCCAUUUAAAGAUAUUUCCACAAUGUCUGACAAUGGUGUCAGUAUGACAUCCCUACCUCCCUCUGAGAGGUUUUCUCCUCUCCUUUCUCCGGAUCUUCUCAUGUCAGGUAAUCAAAAUACCCCAGCUGACACUAGCUUGUCUGCUGGAACUCAAACCCGGCCACCUACAAACCAGCCUCCUCAAAGUGAUUUCCAGCCAGCAACAACAAAACAGACUCCAGCCAAAGAUUCUACAGAUUCUUCUUUAGAUUUGUCAUCAUUUCCAUUUAGUAACUAUGACUAUAAUCAAAUCCGAAUUCGCCUGACCAUGAGAUCUGGUAUUGCGAUUGAGCCCGACUCUACAUAUGUGACCCCAUUGUUGAAGACCUUAGCCACUCCUCAGCCUAUCACCCCACAAAAAAUAACCACUAAUGUCUCGCCAACCAAGCUUUCAUAUCUUUGGCCACUGCCUCUGAAAAUUUCAGAACAAACACCAGCUGGCACUCAAGUCGCAGCGGUUUGGGUAACUGGAAACUGGAGCGAAUGUUCCACAAGUUGUGGUCUGGGUGCCAUCUGGAGGACUUUGGCCUGCAGUACUGGCUCAGAGUCUGAUUGCGACCAAGCAAACAGGCCCACACCUGCCCAGCGGUGUUACCUGCGCCCCUGUUCCAUGUGGAAAGUUGGUGAAUGGACUAAGUGCUCUAGGAAAUGUGGAGGCGGUGUUAAAUCCCGAGAAGUCCAGUGUUUCGACAUGCGCGAUAAUAGAUCCCUGCGACCUUUCCACUGUCGAGCAAUGUCCUCCAGGCCGCAAAGCCAAAUGCCCUGUCACCCUCAGCCAUGUCUCGACUGGUACACGUCUUCCUGGGGACAGUGCUCAGAGGUGUGUGGAGGUGGAGAACAGCAACGUCUUGUAACGUGCCCGGAGGAAGAACUUUGUGACACUGACCUUCGGCCCACCAACAUCCGGCCCUGCAAUACUCAGCCUUGUGCUCAGUGGCUCACUGGAUCUUGGGAACAGUGUUCAGCAUCCUGUGGCGGUGGAGUGCAGCAGCGACUCAUCAAGUGUGUUAACACAAAGGCUGAGACGGAAGAGGAGGUGGACCAAACUCAAUGUAGCCAUGAGGUGCAACCGGGAAGCACGCAGAAGUGCAAUUUGGAAGAGUGUCACACACCACCUUCUGGUCCAGUUUGUCUCCGUGACCGUUUAACAUCACGCUUCUGUCAGACUCUGCGCUGGUUGGGCCGUUGCCAGCUGGCCACCGUGCAAGUGCAGUGCUGCAAAACCUGCAACCGACCGCCAGGCCGCUCCAGCACCAGAGAUCUCCACUGAAUUAGGAGUAAGGCAACAGCUCAUCAGUGAACUGUGGAUACAUUCACUUUAACAGACUCUCAAUUGAACAUCUUUACUGGAGGGAAUGUAAAUUAAUUUCCAAUUUGUAGAUAAUAAAUUGCUUAGUCUGGCAAAACUGUCCCUGACAAAAGGCUACAAAAGAUAGUGCUUACUGUUCCAUGUAGCCAUCUUAAAAUAUACAGCCUACAUUCACAACAUGAGAAACACGUACAAAUGUGGUUGGUGGCAGGUACAAUGAAUGUAUAAAUUAAAUGUGUGAACACGCAUUUAAUAAGCAAUGAAAAUCAAUGAAAGGUCUACCUUCCACAUGUGUCGGCUUACCAGAAUUUAAUUGCUUCAAAUAAUGUAUGCGGUAAACAAAGGUUAUUCACCGCAAGCAGUAUGUUACCUUCCAGUGUUGGAAAACAAUUAUAGAGACCAUACAAACAUUACCUGUAUGACAGCUUGUUCAACAUCAAACUUGUUUCAAACUUUUCUUCUUUUACAACAUCCAGUUCGUAUCCACAAUUCUCAGAUUUUAACCAAAUCUCAGUACGGUUGAAGUACAAGUGUACUGUGGCAGCUUGUAAUUACCAGUUUUGCUACUUACUGUGAUGCAUUAUCUAUUCUGCACAUGUUUAAUGUUACAAUUCAGAAUAAUGCUUAAUGGUGCUGAUAAAAAAAAAAUAUUUUUUUAAAAAAGCUACAUGAUGUAUUCACAGCAUCAAAUUGACCAGAUUAGGCUCGAGGGACACUGCUUGAAGCAAGAAUGGCAUUUAAAUUUAGGUGAUGUACUGUAUGGGCCGACCCACUGCCUUGAAUACAUAUUUAAAUACCUUUCAUAUUAUUACGGCCUUUUGAAAGGCAAUAAAGUUUCAAUCAAAUGUCUUUUCUGCAUUCAAAACGCAUUGUCAUGUAUGUAGGUUUUCAUGGGCCAACCCAGUGCCUUGAAUACAUAUUUAAAUACCUUUCAUAUCAUUACGGCUUUUUUGAAAGGCAAUUUAGUUUCAAUCAAAUGUAUUUUCUGUAUUCAAAACAAAGUGUCACGUAUGUAGGUUUUUUUUUUGGUUUUUUUUUUUUUAAACAUCUCUAAAAUGGCAAUUGCAAACCCUCUGAUCCUGUUACCUUAAACUAUGUUGCUCUAAAAGCUUUUUUGAUGCAGCAUAAUGACCAAAUAUUCACAGUAAUGUGUCGUAGUGGCAAAUGAAAAGGUCUGCAAUUCAUCAAACAUCUCUUUUUUGUGUAGGGUCAGUGUUUUUGGAUGAAGGCAUUUUAGAUUUCAUUCUCACAGAACAGUAGGUUUUAGGUCUCGGUUCUCAGGUGUACAACAACCACCACAAUAUAAGUGGUAAAAACAUCUCACACAGUGACAAAUCUGUCAGUCUUCUAAUUUUAUCUGGUAUUGAUUUUAUGUAUUCAUUACAAUAAAUGCUACUUAUACGUUAACAGUUUGUCAAUCUCUACUAUUCCUAACAAUCAAAUAAAGUGUAACUAAAGUGUGAGGCUGUGCUUCACUUUACUGAAGUGGACAUCCCACCCUGCUUUAAUCUCUACUUGUUCCUUAAAAAAAAAAAAUUAAGUCUUAAACUGUAAAACUGGGCAGACGGUACACAGCAAUUAGCUUCUCUUACUACCUAGGCAAAGACUGAACAACUUUUAUGUGGUCUUGCAAAGUACAGUGUGUUACUAACAGCUGUGGGCGAUGUUAGACAUGCUUUGCCACAUGCUAAAUUAACUCAAGUUCAUUUAAAGACAUGAUGUUGCAGAAUAAGAAUCAAUUGACUUAAGCUUUGCCUGUCAUCACAUACCCCGUGUGAAUUUGUCUUGGCGCAGAGGAUUAAACACAAAACAUACUGCAUCGAAUCAGCUGCAUUUGAAGAAUAUGUAUAUAUUUCUUUCCCUCUUUGCUACAUCUUACCUUAUUCGUUCAGUGGGUUCCUAACACAACACGAUGGAUUAUUUGUUUAAUUUAUAUUAAUGUGAAGAUUUUGACCCUUAAAUCAUGGGAGUGUUGUGUUUAUUGUGGGAAAAAUGUGUCAGUGCAUGCUUAUUCUUGAUGCCAAAAUCAAAUACUACAUAGUGCUUUUUUUCCAGUCUUCAUUAGGUUUUUUGUUUUGUGUUUUCUUCUCGUUUUGUGUUUUUCUUCUCGCUGCCUUAAUU